CCGACAAGAACCACGCUGAACCGCAAGUUUGUUUUCUCCCGGGUUUUCAGUCUCGAUGAGUAACGUGCACGAUGCACGAGUACCUUGCGUUCAAUAAAAAUAGGAUAAAAAUAGUUCGUCUCAAUACUUGACAAGCCCCGAAAUCGUAAAGGAUGGCAGUAUACCACGACGAGAUCGAAAUCGAAGACUUCGAGUACGACGAGGAGGAGGAAAUGUACUACUAUCCCUGUCCGUGUGGGGAUCGGUUUCAGAUCAGCAGGGAGGAACUGAUAGCGGGCGAGGAGGUUGCAACCUGUCCGAGCUGUUCCCUGAUCGUGAAGGUCAUCUACGACCGGGAGGCGUUUCAGGAGGAACAGGACCAAGAAGAGACAGUAACCGCCUCCGACAAGGAUAAGGACAAGGAGGUGGCUUAACGGAGAGGUAGCUUUACAGUUUUGUGUACAUAUUGGUUGCAACAGGAAAGUUUCUGUUUGUAUGAGUUAAUUUUAGAGUAAACAUCGUUCAAUAAAACGAUUA
Uranotaenia lowii is the source of this 516-nucleotide messenger RNA. It is a transcript of the gene Dph3, whose product is annotated as diphthamide biosynthesis protein 3. Lineage: Eukaryota; Metazoa; Arthropoda; Insecta; Diptera; Culicidae. The transcript is spliced from 2 exons. The record is from RefSeq and is a predicted model, not a curated record. Gene Ontology annotation, molecular function: metal ion binding. The coding region runs from base 153 to 413 and encodes 86 amino acids. Gene Ontology annotation, biological process: protein histidyl modification to diphthamide.